AUGGCUUCCCUUCAGGCAACCCCCAAUGUGGGGGCUGGGAAUAUGGGCUUGCCCCCGAACUUGACCCAACAGCACAUUCAAGAGGUGCUUCAGAAAUACAAACAGAUGCAGGAACAAGGUGUUCGCCACGAUGAUCCUGAAUACCUCAAGGCUCAUAAUCUUCUUGCCGCAGUUCAGCGGCAACAAGCGUUUCAGAAACAGCGGCAUUUCCAGCAACAGCAGCUUCAGGCGCAACGGCAGCAACAGCUCAAUGGCACCGGCCAAGACUCUGCUGGGCCCAACGGAAUUAGCAGCCGCAACAACUCCGUCGCGUCCGCCAACAUAGCUGUCCCGGAAGCAGCUCCAACCUCGGUUGCGAGCCAACAACAGGCAUCGCAAAAAGGCGCCCCGGCUGCUGCCGCUGCCGCCAAUGGCAGUUUCUCCGCAGAACAAUUGGCGACACUCCGCAAUCAAAUAAUGGCUUUCAAGAUGCUGUCAAAAAACCUUCAAAUACCACCUCGCGUCCAGCAACAGCUGUUCUCGUCCAAGAAACUCCCCACACCCGCGCCGUCAGAUAGCGUCUCUACUGCCGAGAAUGUCUUGGAAACAGCUGCGCAAGGCAAGGCCGAGCAAAUAGCAACCACUGGAGAGGGAGCCAAUGCUAGGGAGUUUUACGAAAGCUUCCAAUCGCCCUACGACUUGAUUCCUAAGACCAUCACCUUCACAGAUCAUUCAUCCCGUGCCCAUCGUAUGCGUAUCCCAGCUCUGAUGCCACCAGGUAUCGACCUGGAGCAAAUGCGUGAGGAGAGAGAGAUCGCUCUUUAUAAUCGGAUUAACGCGCGAAAGGCGGACCUUGCUGAGCUUCCUGCUAACCUGAGCGCUUGGAACUCGAGCCAAAGCGACUCUGCUACGGGCGACGAUUCGCUAAAGCUCAAGGCUUUGAUUGAGUACAAGAUGCUCAACCUCCUACCGAAACAGAGGUUAUUCCGCAAGCAGAUUCAGAACGAGAUGUUCCAUUUUGACAACCUUGGCAUGACUGCUAACCGCGCGAGCCACCGACGCAUGAAGAAGCAAUCUCUACGGGAGGCCAGGAUCACCGAGAAGCUUGAGAAGCAGCAACGUGACGCUCGGGAAACGAGGGAGAAGAGGAAGCAGUACGACCAGCUGCAAGCAAUCCUCAACCACGGGGUCGAGCUUCAGAACGCGGCCAACCAACAGCGCACACGCAUGCAAAAGCUUGGACGUAUGAUGCUCCAGCACCACCAGCACAUGGAACGUGAAGAGCAGAGACGCGUUGAGCGAACUGCCAAGCAACGUCUGCAGGCUCUCAAGGCCAACGAUGAAGAGACAUACCUGAAGCUCUUGGGUCAAGCCAAAGACUCUCGUAUUUCCCAUCUUCUCAAGCAGACUGAUGGCUUCCUUAAGCAACUUGCUGCUUCCGUCAGAGAGCAGCAACGUAACCUGGCGGAGCGUUACGGCGAAGACCAUCAGAUCGAGGACGACGAAGACGAAGAUCUCGAAUCCGGUAGCGAUGAGGAAGGCGAUGGCCGACGAAAGAUUGACUACUACGCAGUUGCUCAUCGUAUACGCGAGGAGGUUACCGAACAGCCGUCGAUUCUCGUUGGUGGUACAUUGAAAGAGUACCAGAUGCGUGGUUUGCAAUGGAUGAUUUCUCUUUACAACAACAACCUCAAUGGUAUCCUGGCUGAUGAGAUGGGUCUCGGAAAAACGAUUCAGACCAUCAGUUUGAUUACCUAUAUCAUUGAGAGGAAACGGAACAAUGGCCCAUUUUUGGUCAUCGUUCCUCUUAGUACACUGACCAACUGGAAUCUCGAGUUUGAGAAGUGGGCGCCUGCCGUCUCUAGGAUUGUUUACAAGGGACCGCCCAACGCCCGUAAACAGCAGCAGCAAAAUAUUCGCUGGGGCAAUUUCCAGGUCCUGUUGACAACCUAUGAAUACAUCAUCAAGGACAGACCCAUCUUGAGCAAGAUUAAGUGGACUCACAUGAUCGUCGAUGAAGGUCAUCGCAUGAAGAACACGCAGUCUAAGCUUAGCAGCACUCUUUCUCAGUACUAUACCAGCCGUUACCGAUUGAUUCUGACGGGUACUCCGUUGCAAAACAACCUUCCGGAACUGUGGGCUCUGUUGAACUUCGUUCUGCCUAACAUCUUCAAAUCAGUCAAAUCGUUCGAUGAAUGGUUUAACACGCCAUUCGCCAAUACCGGUGGGCAAGACCGCAUGGAUCUGAGCGAAGAGGAACAACUUCUCGUUAUUCGUCGUCUGCACAAGGUUCUUCGCCCAUUCUUGCUCAGACGUCUGAAGAAAGAUGUCGAGAAAGAUCUUCCUGACAAGCAGGAACGUGUCGUCAAAUGCCGCUUCUCUGCCCUACAAGCCAGGUUGAACAAGCAACUUGCUACCCACAACAAAAUGGUUGUCAGUGACGGCAAGGGAGGCAAAGUCGGUAUGCGUGGUCUUAGCAAUAUGCUUAUGCAACUGAGGAAGCUCUGCAACCACCCUUUCGUCUUUGAACCUGUUGAGGAUCAAGUAAACCCCGGACGAGGCACUAACGAUCUGAUCUGGCGUUCUGCGGGUAAAUUUGAGCUACUGGACCGCAUUCUUCCCAAGUUCAAGGCAACCGGUCAUCGUGUCCUCAUGUUCUUCCAAAUGACCCAGAUUAUGAACAUAAUGGAGGAUUUCCUUCGCCUUCGUGGAAUGAAGUACCUGCGUCUCGAUGGAUCGACGAAAUCCGAUGAUCGUUCUGACCUGCUGAAGCUCUUCAAUGCUCCUGGAUCGGACUAUUUCUGUUUCUUGCUCUCGACGCGUGCUGGUGGUCUCGGUCUCAACUUGCAGACUGCUGAUACCGUCAUCAUCUUCGACUCGGAUUGGAAUCCUCACCAAGAUCUUCAGGCUCAAGAUCGUGCUCACCGUAUCGGUCAGAAGAACGAAGUCAGAAUUCUUCGACUCAUCACAUCCAACUCUAUUGAAGAGAAGAUUCUUGAGCGUGCUCAGUUCAAACUGGAUAUGGACGGUAAGGUCAUCCAGGCAGGAAAGUUCGACAACAAAUCCACCAAUGAAGAACGUGAUGCUCUGCUACGUACCCUGCUUGAAAGCGCUGAGGCCACGGAACAGGCGGGAGACCAAGAUGAAAUGGACGAUGAUGAUUUGAAUGAAAUAAUGGCUCGGUCGGAUGAAGAGAUAACGAUAUUCCAGCGUAUGGACAAAGAACGCCAGAAAAAUAUCCCGUACGGACCUGGUCAUAAACUGCCGCGUCUCAUGGGCGAAAGUGAACUUCCUGAAAUUUACAUGACCGAUGAGAACCCGGUUGCAGAAGAAACCACCGAGGUUGAAUUUGCUGGCCGUGGGGCACGCGAGCGCAAGGUUACUCGCUACGAUGAUGGUCUCACUGAGGAGCAAUGGUUGAUGGCAGUGGAUGCGGAUGAUGACACCAUCGAGGAGGCGAUUGCGAGAAAAGAAGCAAGGGUUGAGAAGCGUCGUGUCAAUAAGGAAAAGCGUACACGCAAGGGUGGAGAUGGUGCAGAAUCUUCGCCCGAGCCAUCUCGCGAGAGCUCCGAAACACCUCAGCCCAAGAAGCGUGGUCGCAGAGGUCCUGCUCCAAAGCGCAAGGCAGAGGAGCUCGUCGAGGAGACGCCCCAGCCAAAACGCAAGAGGGGCAGGCAAGCAAAACCUAUUGAGACCUUGAGUGCUGAAGAUCGAGCUGCUAUUCAGCAAAUCCUCAACAACGUCUACCAGGCUUUGAUGGAUAUGGAGCAAGAGCUCCCCGCCGACUCUUCCGAUAGCGAGGACGGGCCUGUUACGCGGUCUAUAAUUGAGCCGUUCAUGAAACCGCCGCCCAAGUCGCAGUACCCCGAUUACUACAUGAUCAUACACAAUCCUAUUGCAAUGGAGAUGAUUCGAAAGAAGAUCAACCGUGAAGAGUACCAGAACCUGAGAGACUUCCGGAACGAUGUCCACCUCCUGUGCCAGAACGCUCGAACGUAUAAUGAAGAUGGCAGUAUCCUCUUCCAAGAUGCCAAUGACAUCGAGGCGAUGUGUGUGUCUCAGCUGAGAAAAGAAACCCAAAGCUACCCACAAUUUGCCAACUUUGAUGACUCGUCAGCGGUUGCAAAUGACUAUUCAAUGUCCUCGAUCUCUGGAGUCGAAACGCCAAAUGCAACUGCCACGCCAGGACAGCCGAAGUUGAAACUCACGUUCAACGCUGGAGGUGCUAUGGCUGGCAUGAACGAAGACCAGUGA
Molecule: messenger RNA, 4233 nt
Organism: Aspergillus calidoustus
Lineage: Eukaryota; Fungi; Ascomycota; Eurotiomycetes; Eurotiales; Aspergillaceae
Source: the annotation of a GenBank genome assembly